AGUGCUAGCUUGUUGCUCGAUGCAGCAGCAGGAGCAGCCUGCAUGGUGACCGUCACAGAGAAAGACAGUAGAAAAGAGAGGGGCUAAAACGAGAGAGGACUCACCGCUCCCGGUCUCCGCUCAUGCCAGCGGACACCGGCAGCGGCCUCGGACCGGACGGACGGACAGCAGGACCGCGAAUCACCGGAAACAUGGCGGCGGGAACAACAAGCUGCUCGGAGCCUUAGCGUCCACAAAUCAGAGGCAGGAGGCGAGCGGAGGAGCAUCACCGAUACAGUGGCAAUGAGGUGAGCGCUGAAAGCAGCGUCCUGUUUCAAACCAUCAGUACGACCAACGCACUAAGACGAGCCAUGGCCUACAAGAUACCCGGGGCAGCGAUGGACAGAGUCAGCCUGCUGUGGCGUCUGAGGCGUCGGGCUCGCCGCGGCGUGCUCUGCAUGACCUUCUUCUGCAUCUCCAUGGCUCUGCUCUACGCCAUCUGCGCUGAAAACAGCGUGCCCGUCACCGACGCCAUCUUUGGCGUCCGGGCACGAACCCGCGCGCAGCCUCAUGCACACAAUGUCAUCAAGGUGCUGCGAGGUGGAGCCAAGCCCAUGUACACGGACCCUCAGAAGCUCCCGGGUGUCAUCCCAGGUGACCCUCGCCGUCCGAUCCCCGUCCUGUCCUCAUCCAACCACAGCCACGAAGCCAGGGAUUCGUCAUCGAAGCGGAAACAGCGGGAGCCCCCGGGGUUUUUUAGCCGGCUGCUGCCGCGCCCCUUCACGCGAGCGCUGGAGACCCUGUUCGGGGGCCGGCGGAAGGGCGAGCUGAGCGGCAGAGGCAGCGACGCCGAGUUCUUCGGGCCUAACGGGCUUUUGGGAGAGGUGUGGGACGACGAGAUGUCCAGCAGCAUGCUGGGAACCAGGAUGAAGAAGGUGGUGCAGAACUACCAGGCGAUGAACAAAUACGGAGUCGAGCUGUCGGGCCCCGGCGGCGUCUCUGGCACACCGAAGCUGAGCGGUCCCGAGCUUCUCUGCCAACUGAAGGACAAAGUAGAGGUCGCGACUUUGACCCCUGACCUCCAGCCCUUCUCCUUGCUGCCCUGGGCCACCCAGCUGCCUCCGCAGCAGCUGACCUCUGACCUCGGACCCUACAAGAGCUGUGCUGUGGUGUCAUCGGCGGGGUCGCUGCGCUACUCUGGGCUGGGCAAAGAGAUCGACUCACAUGAAGCUGUGCUGCGCUUCAACGCUGCGCCCACCACCGGGUACGAGAAGGAUGUCGGGUCCAAAACCACCAUCCGCCUCAUCAACUCACAGGUGAUGGCGUCUGAUGACCACCGCUUCCUGUCCAGUUCUCUGUACAGCUCAGGUGUUCUGGUGGCCUGGGACCCCGCCCCCUUCUCUGCUGAUCUCACAAAGUGGUUCAACAGGACUGAUUACCCCAUCUUCACCCAGUACCAGAGGUACAGGAGGCUCCACCCUCUGCAGCCCUUCUACAUCCUGCAUCCUCGCUUUGAGUGGCAGAUCUGGCAGCGAAUACAGGACAACAUGGCCGAGCCCAUCCAGAAGAACCCGCCCUCCUCCGGCAUGCUCGGCACCGUCCUGAUGAUGUCGCUGUGCGAGGUGGUGCACGUCUACGAGUUCCUGCCGUCCCGGAGGAAGACAGAGCUCUGCCAUUACUACCAGCGUUUCUACGACGCCGCCUGCACGCUGGGCGCCUACCACCCGCUGCUGUACGAGAAGAACCUGGUUAAGCGCAUGAACCAGGGCUCCGACCGCGACAUCUACACCAACGGACGCGUCACGCUGCCCGGCUUCAGGAAGCUGAACUGCAGCCAGACUGCCGGAGGAGACCGCUGACUGCAAGCAUCAACGCACAAAUCUGAGUCCUGCAUGAAGAUGAGCCGACGCAUGCAAACCUCAUCCACACUACCGAACCACAAGGAGCGCUCUAUAAAUAUUUCAUGCUGUUAACACGCAUACUGGAGUCCGAUCAGCUCAUACAUGUGCUGCUGUACACACAUCCCUGUGAGGUCAUUGACGCGUGUUCCCGAGUCUAAAUCAUGAUCAUUGGAUGCUUCUUUCAAUCAGUUGCCCAAAUUGUGAUGCUCAUGUUGACCUUAAAGGGUAAUUCUGGUGGUUUUCAAGGAAUCUCUGUGAUUGCCUUUAACUCAGGGGUGGGGAACUCCAGGCCUCGAGGGCCGGUGUCCUGCGGGUUUUAGAUCUCACCCUGGGUCAACGCACCUCAAAUGAUUACCAGGCCUCUGGAGAACUUCAAGACAUGAUGAGGUCAUUUAACCACUUAGAUCAGCUGUUUUGGAUCAAGGACACAUAACCUGCAGGACACCGGCCCUCGAGGCCUGGAGUUUCCCACCCCUGCUAUAACUAUCCCAAUAAAGCUCAUACGAGGUGGAGAGAGUACAGGUAGAGCGACUGACAGACCAUCAAAAAUGUCCUCUGAUCAAAAAGUGCAUAUUAAUAUAUUCCAGGACAGAUUCCCUAACAGCCAACCUGUUUUAUGGAUGUAUCACUGUUAGCUUUUUCUACAGGCCUGUUUUGAGGGUUCCAAAAUCAUUUCUUCCUGAAGUUAAAAAGCAGAUAAAAGUCCAAAAUUUAUCAAACUGGGUCAUAAAUAUCAGUCAUGCACAGGUGCAGCGUCACCGUCUCUGCUUGUGAUGUGUGUUUGUGUUCUGGUGACAGUUUUGCUCAGGCAGUAGGAGGCCGCUGUGCUCUCUGUGUGAUUACAUACAUGACGCUUACACACCUCACUGAACCUGUUUAUUGAAGAAAAUACUGCCUGCAGAUGAGUUUACUUCUAACUUAACCCAAAAAGUCACUUCGUAGGUUUUUUACACCCUUUGUGAGUCCUGCCAUUUCCAGUAAUGUUUUUGUAAUCCUCACGUAGUGUAAAUAUUAUGAAAGUAUUAUAGGAGGAGGGUCUUUACUGUGAUAUCAGCAUUUGAUUUUUCUCUAACGUAAAAGCCCCACUCGGUUUAUAUGAACAUGCUAACUGGCUUUACAUACCUGAUUGAUAUUUUAUUUGCAGUACUUGUUUCUUCAGUCCAUGGCAGACUGAGCACGUGGCAAAAAUGACACAAAGUCCAAACUUAUAGUUUAACGUAUACCUGUAACGUGUUGUGGAAAAAAUGCACUGUGAUAAAAAUGAAGUCGACAUGUAGCCACGAUGAGCUGCUCCUGAUGCUUCUAAACAAGAAAUGGAAACUUCUCAGGAGAAGACAACAGCAGGGAGAAUGUGAUGGCCUGAUCCAGGAGUUUAUCACGACCGUGGAUAUUUCAGGAUGUCAGUGGGGCAGUUUGAGCUCUUGUUGUCAGAGUGUGGACCACAUCUCAGGGUGCAGAGAAAUCAUUUAACGGGGCUGAUUGUCCCAGAGCAGCAUGUAGCUGUGUGUCUGAUGUAAAACAGUAUUAUUUUACUAUUUGUGUAUUCAGUAACAGUGCACGCUUUGAGCUACAAACGCUUGUUGCCAAAAGCAGAGUUCUGAUUGGUCUGAUCAGCUGAUUUGAAUCGUAAAAAUUGAGCAUGAUUCAAAAAAAAUAAAUGUCCAAAUUAAUCCAGUGAAAUCAUUCGCUCUGUGUAAACGAAGAGUAGGUGAGUCUGGCAGUUUCCACCAAAACAGUUAGUUAGUGUGACUGAGCCUAAACUUACACCGCUGCUUACACAUUUUCUAAGAAAGUCUAGAAAAGAGUUUCACAUAAAGUACAUGUAUUGUUGCUGUUUGCAGACAAACACCCUCCAAUUAAACAACCAGCCAAACUAGCAACACACUGAAAAACUGGCAUUUAUGUCUUCUAUAAAAAACGUUUUUUGCUAAUGGUACAAUCACAAAUCAGAACUGAUUCAGAACAUGUGAGGCUUUAGGUACUGUGUUUCUUAGCUAAUCAUGAAAAUAUAAAGUGCAGGUAUGAGUAAGGCAGUAGAUUACAAAUAUUAAUUUCAUAUGAGCAAUUUCUACCACAACUUCUAUUAACAAGCAGCUAACGCUACUAGCAUAAAAGACAAGGGGUAGGUAGCGCUGUGUCCUUCUAGAAUGAUCAAAAAUGUUAAUAAGUUUGUUUUGAUUCAUUAUUUUAUAUAUAAGGUGAGCUUUCUCACUUGAGGACAUUUAUGGGCAAUUCCAUUUAAUUUGCUGGUCAAUAUAACAUUUUAAAAAGUCACUAAAUGUCCAAAACGUCUUUGAGUCUUUAAGCUAAUUUAAGCAAUUUUAAUGCAAUGUUGAGUAUUUUAUUUAACAAAAAUAUUGCAUUAUAAGAGUUUUAUGAUCCAUAUAAUGCUCCUUGUGUCAUUUGCACUAAUUAUGCUCCUGCUGGUUUCUAUUUAUGCUGGAUUUUGUGCAGAAAAUUUUUGGAUUAAAUGAUUUUAAGUAUGUAAACCGAGUUGUUCUCACUAGCUUUAAGGCUACUGGAGAGUCUGCUGAGUGGUCAGUUAGCUUAGUUAGUCAUCUUACCUAUGAUCUGAUGGCAAUUUCUUCUUUACUUUUCUUUACUGUAACAUCUGUAUGACUGCUCCGUUUUCAGUGCUAUCACAGUAAAGAUCAGCCUCGGGAGGAUUUUUGACUUAAUCUCUUAAUAGCGAUGAAUGUUUAAAACCAGUUUUCCCUAAACUAGUGUUGUAACAACGAGAAAACAUCAACAAAAGAAAUCUCUGAGAAAACAGAGAAAAUAUCCGCAUGGCACUAACGCAGCUCCUCAUUUCUCAAUAUUAACCACAGUCCACUGUAAAACUUGUUAUUUGCUAGCUUCAUAUUUUCGUUCUUUGACUCUCGCUAUAGGCUAUAGUAGCUUUGCAUGGUUCACAAUCUUUAUGCAGACCCCCUCCCUAACAGCCUACUCUUGUCUGAUUGGUCAGGUGGGGUGCAGGUAUUCAAACAAAUAAAUAUAUAUCUCAUAAAAUACAGAAAAGCUAAUAGAUCCCCUUGAAAUAUACGACUAGCUGGGCUAGUUAGCAUUUAUCAGGACGAGGUUAACUGAUGGUGAUUUUUUUCUCCAAUAUAAUCAGAUGUAGCUCAAAUUUUAUGUAGUAUUUCAUAUAUUACGAUGUUAUAUUGUAUAUGUGAAUACAUGAAACAUGCAAAAGUGGGGAAAUCAGCUGUAGCAAACUUAAUCUCACCAGCUAGCUUUAAUUAGCCACGAUGCAGACACUAGAGAUUUUUAGAUGCUGUUAUUUUUAUUUUUUCAGAUAAAACACACACAAGUUUAGUAACGUGUAAUAAGUGCUUUUUGAAUAUGAUACAUGCUAACACAGCUAAUUUAAUCCUGAAGCAGAACGACUCGGAGCUCGAGCGAAGUCGUCAAGAACAAAAAUGACUCCGCUGUUGUGUUCUGGUCACUUCAGUUUCAUGUUUACCAAGACCUCAUUGUUUAGUCAAAGUCACACACUUGAAUAAUUGAUGUCAUUGCAUUUCAGAGCAAAGCUAUGAGAACAUUUCCUCCCUAUGCAGUCGAGUCUCUGUGUACGUUCAUGUGAAGCCUUUUGAUAUUCUGUUGUUUCAGCUUACAGAUGCACUUUUUCCUCUGCUUUGCCUUCUUCCUCUUCUGUUUCUGAGAGGAUUGGUUAAAUGUUGUGAACUUAGAUUUAAUUUCUUUAUUUUUUUUCUUUGCUGUCUUGUAACUUAAUAUCAGACUAAAAAUGUGCAGAGUUCUAGAAGCAUGCAGCUGAUCUGUCUUUGAGAUGAUUUAUUUGAUCUUUUUCUGUGAUAUUUUCUAAUUCUCAGCUCUACCUUCUGUUCCUGUUUGAAAUAUUUUGUUUGUUUAACUGUAAAAAAAUAAAUAUGAUAAACUGUAAAUUCCAAAUAUAUUUAUUACUUGUUCCUAAAAGAUCCACAAGUCUAAUCGUCUGCUGACAUUUUGUAGACUUGUGAAUUAAAUUUGUCUGACUCCGGUUCCACA
Messenger RNA from Oreochromis aureus, 5885 nucleotides. RefSeq names its product ST6 beta-galactosamide alpha-2,6-sialyltranferase 1 (gene st6gal1). The record is from RefSeq and is a predicted model, not a curated record. NCBI's taxonomy places the organism in Eukaryota, Metazoa, Chordata, Actinopteri, Cichliformes, Cichlidae. The transcript is spliced from 9 exons. Gene Ontology annotation, molecular function: sialyltransferase activity. Bases 351 to 1838 code for a protein of 495 amino acids.